CGGGACGGGAGAGGGGGCGAUGAGGGGGCCUUGCUUUUGAUGGCGGGUGACGAUUUUGGCAAAUUAAUUCAAGGAGCGGCCCUGUGGUGCCAAAAGGUGGGCACGGCUCGGGUACCUAGGGAAAGACGCAGGGCGGAAGGCAGAACUGCCUCCGUCCCGUCGAAUCUGCUCAUCGUCCUUCACCACUUCUACAACAUACACCAUUGUGAAGUGACGUCGUGCAAAAAAACAAGGAUCAAUCGACAUUACACAAUGGCCAAUUUCAAGGGCCAUGAUCACGAGGGCCUCCAGAUUGUCGACCGCCACGAUGGACUACAGGUGCUCCAAAUGGAGAAAGAGCCAUAUACACCGGGGCAGGUCGCUGUUUCUCCGAGCCACCACGCGGAAAGUGAAACGGUCGGGACUUGGCAUCAAUCAUCCCCGGUGGCGGAAGCAAGACAUCGGGAGUCGGCAAGAAUCCUCGGACUUCGCCGGCCAACUUUUUGGCUUCUCGUCAGCAACGUGGUCCUCGCUAUCGCCCUGAUCGUCGUGGGCGUGGUACCGGCACAGAUGAACAGGAAAAUCGAGGGUGGGUCAGGCGCGUCGGGAAUAGCCCAGGGCCCGGCUGGAGGUUGCUCGACAAGUAACACCACAACCACCAGCAGCACAACGUCGGCCCCAGUUCAGCCCACCGCGCUGUCGCAACCAGACAGCAACAGCCCAAAGGUGUGCUUCAGCACGACGACGCCUCUCGCGCCCGGCGCCGACCCGGCGAUCCCGCCGGGCAUCGAGUGCCCCGUCCCGGCCGGCCGGGCCAACUACACGGUCCCGGGCACGGGGCUGACAUUCCAGAAGCUGUGCGGGACCGACUUUGGCGGCAACGACAUGGGGCGCUUCCCCGUCCGCGGCAUGGACGACUGCCUCGCGCUCUGCGCCCAGCUCAACCUCUUCCCCGCCAGUGAGGCGGGCAGGUGCGUCGGCGCGACGUGGGUGUACGGCGACGGGCCGCAGGGCGCCGGCGUCAGCUUUUGCUUUCCCAAGAACGACACGUCCAGGGCGAGCCAGCGCGCAGGGACCGAGAGUGCCAGGCUAUUGUUGUGAUGGCUAGGGGUGGGAUAUUCGCGGAGCAUAGGGAUGCACGUGUACCUAUAUGAAUGUAUCUUUCGCUGCAAAGCUGAUAAUGUUUACACACCCCCACGAUUUGAUCAA
This is a messenger RNA of Gaeumannomyces tritici R3-111a-1, 1188 nucleotides long. RefSeq lists its product as hypothetical. The record is from RefSeq and is a predicted model, not a curated record. Bases 40 to 1080 code for a protein of 346 amino acids. The transcript has 2 exons. Lineage: Eukaryota; Fungi; Ascomycota; Sordariomycetes; Magnaporthales; Magnaporthaceae.